AUGGAUGACAUAAAUUUAGGCAAUCUUCACAUUGAUGGUGUUCCAGGUAUAUUGUUUUAUUCAAAUAGAACAUCUACAUCUGAAGAUACUUUUGAUAAAAUUAUUGGCACCAUUGAAGAUAUUAUUGUGGAUGAAGAAUUUCAGAUGAUGUUGAAUAACUUUAUGGAAAAAUAUUAUAUACAAUUUGAUGAUAAUUCUGAAAACAAAUUAGAAUAUACUUCAAUAUUCAAUGAGUAUGUUAAUAAAAUAGAAAAAUUCAUAGAGGGCCAACUGAAUGCAAAAUAUCCAGGAUUUGACAUGGAUAAUUUCAUAAUGCAACUGGAAAAAAAAAUAAAACAAGAGCAGUUAGAAGGUGAAGUGUUCGAAGUAUUGUCUACUUUUUCCGAUUUCAUUGCUUUUAGAGACAUGUUUCAGGAUUAUAAAGCAUUUAAAGAAGGCAAUUCAGCUGAUUUAAGUACAGCUAUUUGUGUUACCAGUUUGCCAUUCAAAGAACCUACAGUUAAUCACAAAACUGUUUAA
Ctenocephalides felis (cat flea) is the source of this 519-nucleotide messenger RNA. RefSeq names its product ADP-ribosylation factor-like protein 2-binding protein. The transcript is spliced from 3 exons. The coding region runs from base 1 to 519 and encodes 172 amino acids. The record is from RefSeq and is a predicted model, not a curated record. Gene Ontology annotation, biological process: positive regulation of tyrosine phosphorylation of STAT protein; maintenance of protein location in nucleus. Lineage: Eukaryota; Metazoa; Arthropoda; Insecta; Siphonaptera; Pulicidae. Gene Ontology annotation, cellular component: mitochondrial intermembrane space.